CAGCCAUAUGCUAGGACUUCUAGGGUUCCAAAUGUGUUAAUUAAUUGUUGCAACACUAAACAGCAAGAAAAGGUUACAGCAGAAUGGAGGCGAACGGGUCGCAACAACCACUUCAUCGCCCUCCGCUCAACGUCGUCGAUCAUGAGUCCCAUCAGCAGCCGAGCGAUCCGGCCAGGAAGAAGGGUGGAUGGAUCACCUUCCCUUUCCUCGCAGUGGCGAUGAUGGGGCUGGGUGUGGCGACGAGCGGCGCGUUGAGCAACCUGGUGGUCUACCUGAUAAAAGAGUACAACGUGCCGAGCGUCGACGCGGCGCAGAUCUCCAACAUCGUCUCCGGCUGCCUCAGCGUGGCCCCGGUGGCUGGAGCCAUCGUCGCCGAUGCCUUCUUCGGCUGCUACCCAAUCGUCGCGGUCUCCAUGUUUUUCUCCGUCCUGGCCUUGGUCGUGUUCACGCUCACCGCGAGCCUGCGCGGCCUCCAGCCGGCGCCGUGCCCGCUGGGCGCUGGCCCCUGCGAACCGGCCUCCGCCGGGCAGAUAGCGGCGCUGUACGCUGGCGUGUUCCUGAUGUGCGUGAGCGCCGCGGGCUCGCGGUUCAACCAGGCGACCAUGGGCGCCGACCAGUUCGACUCCACGGCCGACCGCGACGUUCUGUUCAACUGGUUUUUCAUCUUCUUCUACGCCUCCAACGUGCUCGGCUCCACGGUCAUCGUCUACGUCCAGGACACGGUGUCGUGGACGCUGGGGUUCGGCAUAUCCGGCGCCGCAAGCGUCGUCGGCCUUGCGGCGCUGCUCCUCGGUUCACGUUACUACCGCCGGCCAGCCGUGCGAGGCAGCCCGUUUACGGGGCUCGCGAGGGUGGCCGUCGCCGCCGCUAGGAAGAGGAAGGUCAACGUGGCGACGUCAGGGAAGUUGAGGUUUUACCAGGGACGAUGCUGCGGUGACAGCGACGGCAAGACUAGCGGCACUAAUCUUGCUCCAAGCGAUAGCUUUAGCUUCCUGAACCGCGCUGCACUGAUCACCGACGGCGACAUCAUCACGGCGGACGGGUCGGUGGCCCGGCCGUGGCUCAUCUGCACGGUGCAGCAGGUGGAAGACUUCAAGACGGUGCUCCGCAUCCUGCCGCUCUGGAGCGCGGCCAUCUUCCUCAGUGUUGCCAUCGGGGUGCAGAUCAACUUCACCAUCCUGCAGGCUCUCGCCAUGGACCGCACCGUCGGCCGGUUCACCGUGCCGGCGGGCUCUAUGAUCGUUGGCUGCCUAAUCGCCGGGGUCAUCUCUCUUGGCCUCCUCGACCGUGUUCUCCUCCCGCUCUGGCAGCGACUCACCGGGCACAACCUUACGCCGCUGCAGCGCAUCGGCGCGGGCCACGUGCUCACCGUCGUCAGCAUGGCUGCGUCCGCCGCCAUCGAGCGCCGGCGGCUGGCCACCGUGCACGAGCACGGCGAGGAGGGCAACCCGGGGUGGGUGUCGCCCCUGUCGGUAAUGUGGCUGGUCCUGCCGUUUGCACUGUCUGGCGCCGGCGAAGCACUCCACUUCCCCGGGCAGGUGACGCUGUACUACCAGGAGUUCCCGCCGUCGCUCAAGAACACCGCGACGGGCAUGGUCUCAAUGAUCAUCGCACUCGGGUUCUACCUGAGCACGGCCCUCGUCGGCAUCGUCCGGCACACUACGGCGUGGCUGCCGGACAACAUGAACGCCUCCAGGAUGGAGAACUUCUACUGGCUGCUCGCUGUGCUGGUGGCCGUCAACUUCGGGUACUACCUGUUAUGUGCGAGGUUCUACAAGUACCAGAACAUCGGCAAGUAGCUGAAGAUGUCAAGAUCCGUACCAGCAGUAAACACCGGCUGCAAUCUGGCCAGUUACUUGUAGUUCUAUGCUGUACGGUCUCCUGAACAAAUGUUUCGUCUGAAGAAGUCGAGCUGGGCAAUAAGAUAUUAUGGGACAAACGCGUUGAUCUGU
Molecule: messenger RNA, 1952 nt
Organism: Phragmites australis (common reed)
Lineage: Eukaryota; Viridiplantae; Streptophyta; Magnoliopsida; Poales; Poaceae
Product: protein NRT1/ PTR FAMILY 2.3-like
Exons: 4
Coding region: 84-1799 (571 amino acids)
Biological process (GO): transmembrane transport
Cellular component (GO): plasma membrane
Molecular function (GO): transmembrane transporter activity
Source: RefSeq, a predicted model, not a curated record